ACCUGUCGCGGAAGUAGCGAUGGUGCGUCGGCCUGUUCACACCGCUAGGUAGACGAUCAUGUUUGUACCCCGAGUCAAAACGCCUGGCUAUCUGUUUUAAUAAUUCAAACCGAUAAACCCGUCAGUGUUCUUUGGAGUAUUCCCUGGGGGAUUAAGACGCCUAUCGUCCGCUACCUGAACCGAGCUUCUUGGUGAGCCUGGCGGGAGGGCAGUAGGACAAAAUGUCCCUCUUUCAGUCCGCACUUGAUUUCCUAGCCGGGCCCGGUUCGUCCGGAGGGGCCGGUCGGGACCAGAAUGACUUCGUGGGACAAGUCGUGGAGCUUGGUGACAUGAAACUGAGGAUUAAGAGGGUGAUCGCAGAAGGCGGAUUCGCCUUUGUUUACGAAGCCCAGGACAUCAGCAAUGGGAAAGACUACGCCCUCAAGAGGCUGCUGUCCAAUGAGGAAGAGAAGAACAAGGACAUCAUCCAGGAAGUCUGCUUCAUGAAAAAGCUUUCGGGUCACCCCAACGUGGUCCAGUUCUGCUCAGCAGCCUCCAUCAGCAAGGAGGAGUCUGACACAGGCCAGGCAGAGUUCCUCAUUCUCACCGAGCUCUGCAAAGGUCAGCUGGUGGACUUUGUGAAACGAGUGGAGCAGCGAGCGGCCAUGUCCUGUGACACAGUGCUGAAGAUCUUCUACCAGACCUGCCGUGGCGUGCAGCACAUGCACAAACAGAAGCCCACUAUCAUACACAGAGACCUCAAGAUCGAGAACUUGUUGAUUAGUAACCAGGGCACUGUCAAGCUGUGUGACUUUGGCAGCGCAACCACCCUGGCACAUUACCCCGACUACAGCUGGUCAGCACAGAAGAGGUCCAUGGUGGAGGACGAGAUCACAAGGAACACCACUCCAGCCUACAGGACACCAGAGAUGAUUGAUCUGUACUCCAACUUCCCCAUCAACGACAAACAGGACAUCUGGGCCCUGGGCUGCAUCCUCUACCUGCUCUGCUUCAAGCAGCACCCGUUCGAGGAGGGGGCCAAGCUGCAGAUUGUCAACGGCAAAUACGCCAUUCCUCAGAAUGACCUCAAGUACCCCGUCUACCACGAGCUCAUCCGGUCCAUGCUCAAGGUCAACCCCGAGGAGCGUCUUUCCAUCACAGAGCUGGUCAACCAGCUCCAGGAGAUAGCAGCGGCCCGCAACGUCAACGCCCGCUCCCCGAUCACAGAGCUGAUGGAGCAGAACGGAGGCUUCGGGAACAACGGAGCACCCCCACCCACGCAGAUCCACAACCUGCAGAACAACGCAGGCGUGUAUGAUCCUGACCAAUCAGCGAGUGGCUUCCUGGACAUUCUAAAGGGCGGGACAGAACGCUUCUUGACCAACAUCAAAGACACGUCCUCUAAGGUCAUCCAAUCAGUUGCCAGCAACCCAAGCUACGCCAAAGGAGACCUGGACAUAUCCUACAUCACCUCCAGAAUAGCAGUCAUGUCGUUCCCAGCCGAGGGCGUGGAGUCGGCCAUCAAGAACAACAUCGAGGAGGUGCGCCUUUUCCUGGACUCGCGUCACGCCGGUCACUACGCCGUCUACAACCUCUCCAAGCGCUCCUACCGCUCAGCCCGCUUCCACAACAGGGUGUCGGAGUGUAACUGGCAGGUGCGUCGAGCCCCCAACCUGCGAAGUCUGUACAGUGUGUGUAAGAACAUGCACCUGUGGCUCAAGCAGGACCAGAGGAACAUCUGCAUCGUGCACUGUCUGGAUGGCCGGGCAGCCUCGGCCGUGGCCGUGUGCUCCUUCCUGUGCUUCUGCCGGCUGUUCAGCACCGCCGAGGCCGCCGUCUACAUGUUCUCCAUGAAGCGCUGCCCGCCCGGCAUCUCCGCCUCACACAAGAGGUACAUCGAGUACAUGUGCGACAUGAUGGCGGAGGAGCCCAUCACGCCCCACAGCAAGCCCAUAGUAAUCCACUCCAUCACCAUGACGCCCGUGCCCCUCUUCAACAAGCAGCGCAAUGGCUGCCGACCCUUCUGUGAGGUGUACGUGGGGGACCAGCGGGUCCUAACCACCUCGCAAGAGUACGACCGCAUGAGGGAUUACAAGAGCGAGGACGGUUGUGCAGAGAUCCCCCUUAACGUGACAGUCCAGGGAGAUGUCCUGGUGGUCAUCUACCACGCCCGGUCCACACUGGGAGGACGUCUGCAGGCUAAGAUGGCGUCAAUGAAGAUGUUUCAGAUCCAGUUUCACACCGGUUUCGUUCCCAGGAACGCCACCACUGUCAAGUUUGCCAAGUACGACCUGGACGCGUGUGACAUCCAGGAGAAGUACCCGGACCUGUUCCAGGUGCAGCUGGACAUAGAGGUGGAGGCCCGGGACCAGCCCAGCAGCAAGCCCCCCCCCUGGGACAGUUUCCAGACCAAGGGACUCAACCCCAAGAUCCUCUUCUCCUCCCGCGACGAGCAGCAGGAGAUCCUCAGCAAGUUUGGUAAACCAGAACUCCCCCGCCAGCCCGGGUCCUCUGCCUUCUACCACUCAGAGUCCCCCCAGCCCACCGCCCAGACCCCGGAAGACCCCGCCCCCCCGGCAGACCCCGAGUCCCCCACCGACUCCAACGCCAACCACUUCUUCCAGACGCUGGACUGGGAAGAUAUCAGUGGCAACCCGGAAGGCUCUGACAGCCAGGGAGUCGGGACUCUGGACGACCACGAUGACCUCAGUGACCAAUCUGAGGUGGAGUCCUACUCCUACUCGGGGCCCAGCGGGGAGGCCCUGUCCCGGGACCCCAGCGAGCCGCUAUUCGAUGCCGACUUCCAGGCCCCCGCUCCCAUUCCCCAGGAGUCUCCCUCCAGUGACACCGCCGACCUCUUGGGCCUGAACUCUGACCCCAGUGCACCGCCCACUUCCUCCUCCGUCGCCGCCAACGCCACCACCACCUCCUCCUCCUCCUCCGCUCCUCACCAGGGGGAAAUGAAGGCGGCCUCCAGUAACAGCGACCUCCUCAACGACCUGUUUGCGCCACCUGCUGGCCUCGCUGGGGAGGCGCAGGAGCACUUGUUCUUUGGUGGAGCCGCAGCCCCCGCACCCAAACUCAUGGGGGACCUGUUCGACCCCUUCGGGAUGGGCUCGGGGCCCGGGGCCGGCCAGGGCGUGGCCUCAUCCCGGCAGGCCUCGGGGCCGGACCUGUUCGGGGACCUCCUGGGGGCAGACGGGGGCGGUCCUACCCAGUCCCACCCGGGCGCCUCCAACAACGCCAGCCUCUUCAACCUCAACACGCUGGGUAAGGAGCCUCCAAAGAUGACCACCUCUGCCAGUCAGCCGGACCUCCUGGCCGGCUGGGAUAACUGGUCUGGUGGCUCCAGCACUGGUCUGAGCACCGCUCCCAGUAAGCCCAUUUACCCCGGUUCAGCUCCAGGAGUGUCCUCCUUCUCCAAGGCCAAGUCUCAGAGCUUUGACCCAUUCGCAGACCUGGGGAACUUGGGCUCCAGUCUACCUGGUUCAUCCGGUCCGUCGUUUAACGCAAAGACAGCUUCUGCCGCCGCCUCCUCCCCCUCCUCGUCCUCCUCCUCCAAGGCGCAGCAGAACCAGGCCUGGCAGACGGCCCGGCCAGGUCCGGCCCAGAACAAGGCCCAGAACAAGGCCCAGAACAAGGCCUGGAUGUCGGGGCCGGGGGCCGGUGCCGCAGGGUCCGGCCACGGCUCCGGGGCCAAGGCCCAGCCCUCGGCCGCGCAGACCUCCAAGCCCAACUACAACCUCAGCUUCUCCAGUGUGAUCGGGGGCCGGGAGGAGCGGGGGGUCCGCGGGCCCACCUUCGGGGUGCCCAAGCCCAAGGUGAAGGAGGACGACUUUGAGGAGCUGCUGUCCACGCAGGGCUUCGCCUCCAGGCCCGACCGAAAGGGCCCGCGCACCAUCGCCGAGCUGCGGCGACAGGAGCUCACCCGGGACAUGGACCCCCUUAAACUACAGAUCCUGGACUGGAUCGAGGGGAAGGAGCGUAACAUCCGCGCGCUGCUGUCGACGCUGCACACGGUGCUGUGGGAGGGCGAGGCGCGCUGGAGGCCCGUGGGCAUGGCUGACCUGGUCACCCCUGACCAGGUGAAGAAGAGCUACAGGAAGGCUGUGCUGGUGGUCCACCCGGACAAGGCGACCGGCAAGCCCUACGAGCACUAUGCUAAGAUGAUCUUCAUGGAGCUGAACGACGCAUGGACAGAGUUUGAGAACCAGGGCUCCAAAUCACUCUUUUAAAAAAAGGAAAUCCAUAUCUUUAAAAAAGAUUAUAAACCAACGAAAGCAGAAGAAAAAAAUAGACCCACACCAACCCUGUCUGGUUCCUCGAUGAACUGACCAGGGUGGAGGGGGCUGGACCAAGACCAAGACCCACCCCACCCCACUAUGCCCAGACCCGGUCAGGCUGGACUUCUGAGCCCACAUUGGGCCAACAUUAUCGAUUGGAGAUGGUGUGUUCUUCCUGAUGUUCCCCUGAACUCUACCCUCUCUCUCUCACCCCUCACUCUCUCCUCUCUCUCACCCCUCUCUCUCCCAAGGACUUUGACGCAGUGAAUAAAUACCUCCAUAGCCUUACAAGUGGCCAUCCUGGAAAGACAUAUCCUUCUUAAAAAGGGGGGAAGGGGGAGGGAGAGUGGGAGUUUACAUUCUGAGGUUUGGUAUGACGGACAAUCAGACACCAAGAGGUGUCGAAUCAGGCAGAAAACAGACUCGCUUUGGGGAAACAAAAAGGGGCCUGCUUUGCAUGAUGACAGUGGACCAGAUAAAACGUUUGUUUUUCGCAAAUCAGGGGGAGGGGGGGGGCAAACCCACCAUGGUGGUUGGCUGGCGAUGGCCACUUUGGAUGGAUGUUUGGAAUAUACCGGGUCACAACCCCAGCCACAACGACCGAAACGAAAACACAAAGGUCGGAGGGAAGAAUCUGAUUAGCUCGUCUGUAAGAAAAAUAAAAAAAACGUAUCUUCUUAAGUUCCUUCCUCAACGUUCUCGCUGUCUUUGGUAACCGUCGUCUCCGUGACGACCCUGAGCAGAACUUUUACUGGUGGAGGGGUUGACACGACCACUUCUAAUUCUACUACUACUUCUACUACUACCAUCACCACAUACAGUACCACUCCAUGGCCGCUUUCCGAUGGUCCAAGGCCCUCUUGUGUUGGAAGCGCUCCUCUGACUGCUCGGAGCUGGACCAAUCACACGGCUGAAGUGAAACACAUGAGGGGCCAUGGGGCUGCUAUCCGCCGCCACUCGCCAUUUUUGUUUUUUGGACUGGGAGUCUCGUUGACGCCUUCUAAUGACCCCCCCCCCCCCAUAUAAAACAUGCCUACUUGUCAGUGAGCCCCGCCCACCACCACCGCCGCCUCCAUCAGUCCUGUGUCGGUCAUAGGAGAUGAAAAAAGGUUAUCAAAUUUAAGGAACACAAAGAGAAGAACGAUGGCGUCAUGGUGACGCCGUCCAACUGGUGAACUCCGGCUUUCCGUUUGUUGUGGUUGCUUAUAUGUUUGUUUUGAUUGACAGACUGUCUUUGUCUCAGUGUAUAUAUCACCACCAUCCCCCCUGGAAGUGUGUGUGUGUGUGUGUGUGUGUGUGUGUGUGUGUGUGUGUGUGUGUGUGUGUGUGUGUGUGUGUGUGUGUGUGUGUGUGUGUGUGUGUGUGUGUGUGUGUGUGUGUCGGAGAAAAUAGGACAUACUUUCCUUUGCUGAAUCACGAUGAAUUCCUUUGAUUGCUCUUUAUAAAUGGCCUCCUCUCGUUCCAUCUGUGUUCUCACUGUUCCCCCUUUUUUUAUCUCACUUUUUACCUCAUGGACCAAUCAGCUGUUUUCAUAUUUAUUUUAAUUGGGGCUUGGGGUUGUGGGUUUUGAGGACAUUUAUUCAUGCAGAUUAACGGCGAACUUAAUGAAGUAAAUGAUAGUAUACAGAUAAUAUAUGUAUUGAAUGUGUGAGGGAUGGCUUGAUGAUGCUUGAUCCCAAUAAACCCGUUGGAGGUUUGUAUUUUU
Gadus morhua (Atlantic cod) is the source of this 5967-nucleotide messenger RNA. It is a transcript of the gene gak, whose product is annotated as cyclin G associated kinase. Gene Ontology annotation, biological process: clathrin coat disassembly; protein phosphorylation; clathrin-dependent endocytosis. Gene Ontology annotation, cellular component: cytoplasm; intracellular membrane-bounded organelle; vesicle. The transcript has 30 exons. The record is from RefSeq and is a predicted model, not a curated record. Lineage: Eukaryota; Metazoa; Chordata; Actinopteri; Gadiformes; Gadidae. Bases 222 to 4214 code for a protein of 1330 amino acids. Gene Ontology annotation, molecular function: protein kinase activity; clathrin binding; ATP binding.